This is a messenger RNA of Coregonus sp. 'balchen', 23570 nucleotides long. Lineage: Eukaryota; Metazoa; Chordata; Actinopteri; Salmoniformes; Salmonidae. The record is from the annotation of a GenBank genome assembly.
AUGGACGACCCAUGGCAGAACAACGUGAACCAGCAGGGCACUGAGAUCCCCACCUACGGGGAGGGGGGCGGCCAGGAGUACCCCUACCAGGCUGACUUCCCCAAACAGGAGGGAGAGGGGGACGAGGACGCUAGGAGUGAUGCCACGGAGGGUCACGAUGAGGACGCAGAGGCCAUGUACGAAGGAGAGUACCAGGGGAUCCCCCACCCUGACGAGAUCAAGGCGGCCCAGCGGGCGGCCAGGGCUGAGGCCAGGAAGAAGGCCAGGCUGGCAGCGGCGAUGCCGGAGGAGGAGGACCUGGCAGAACAGUAUGAGAACAUCAUGGAGGACUGUGGGCACGGCCGCUUCCAGUGGACCCUGUUUAUCGUGCUGGGCAUGGCGCUGAUGGCAGAUGGCGUGGACGGAUUUGUGGUGGGCUUCGUGUUGCCUAGCGCUGAGAAGGACAUGUGCUUAUCCAACGCCAACAAGGGCAUGCUGGGUAAGUCACAGGUCAAAGUUCGGUAGCUUUGGGGGCGGUUCAAUAAAACCUGGUGUUAUGGAACACUUUCUGAGAAUGGUUCUUCUGAACUGUUUAAGAUAGUCUCUACAUAAUAAUAAAUACACUAUAUUGGACGGACUGCUGGCUGCUUCCAUCAUACAGUAAGUAUAUCAUUGGAUAAUGUGGCAGCUAUUUACUGCCAAUAUCACAGCAUCACAACAGAAUGAUUACAGCAUCCUGCUGGAGUGAGCAGUGACAGCGAGACAGACUAAUGGUCCACCUGGUAGUCAACUCACCUGGCUUCUGUUAACAUGCUGAAGAAGGCCUGUGUUCGGCCUGUGUUCUGCCAAUCAGAGAGUCUGCCCUGUAGUGUUGAGCAUGUAGCUGUCAGUCAAACACCAUGGGGUCCUUCUGUCUCUGACACCAAUGAAGACGCCUAAGGCCUGACUAAAAUGAAGACAAUAUCUGCUUGCACAAAGGAAAAGUAGGCCUACCUGGCUCUAAAAUGAUCAAAGCCUCCGUUUUUCUUGAUCUUCAGCAAAAUGAGCUUUGACUCAAGAGGCAGAUAUCUGUUUAAUACCUUGGGGAUCCAGCUAUAGCUAUAGCUCAUAACACUGGCCUGUCAAAGCACCGACGCGGGUAGCUUAGUGGUUAAGAGCGUUGUGCCAGUAACGGAAAAGUCGCUGGUUCUAAUCCCCGAGCUGACUAGGUGAAAAGUCUGUCGAUGUGCCCUUGAGCAAGGUACUUAACCCUAAUUGCUCUGGAUAAGAGCGUCUGCUAAAUGACUAAAAUGUAAUGUAACGCUGCACCCUGUUUUAACAGAACACACGGAACACUGUGAAGUGAAGCCAUUCCAUGUUGUCUGCUUGCCAUAUUAGUCUACAGUUAUCAGGUAUGAUGCCAUCACCCAAAACGUUUUAUAGCAUUGGGGAUGUUAUCACAUGACAUUAUUGUGUUGCAACCUUUUUUAGUCCAAAACCAACCUGCUGCUGCUUCUGUAGCCCAUAUGUUUCCCCUGUUGCAGGGAAGUAGUCCUGACAGCUGGGUUCACAAGACCCCGACAACAGAACACAUCCAUUCAUUGUGUUUCUCACCCCCAGGCCCUCCAACUGAGUUCACAAGACCCCGACAACAGAACACAUCCAUUCAUUGUGUUUCUCACCCCCAGGCCCUCCAACUGAGUUCACAAGACCCCGACAACAGAACACAUCCAUUCAUUGUGUUUCUCACCCCCAGGCCCUCCAACUGAGUUCACAAGACCCUGACAACAGAACACAUCCAUUCAUUGUGUUCCUCACCCCCAGGCCCUCCAACUGAGUUCACAAGACCCCGACAACAGAACACAUCCAUUCAUUGUGUUUCUCACCCCCAGGCCCUCCAACUGAGUUCACAAGACCCUGACAACAGAACACAUCCAUUCAUUGUGUUCCUCACCCCCAGGCCCUCCAACUGAGUUCACAAGACCCUGACAACAGAACACAUCCAUUCAUUGUGUUCCUCACCCCCAGGCCCUCCAACUGAGUUCACAAGACCCUGACAACAGAACACAUCCAUUCAUUGUGUUCCUCACCCCCAGGCCCUCCAACUGAGUUCACAAGACCCUGACAACAGAACACAUCCAUUCAUUGUGUUCCUCACCCCCAGGCCCUCCAACUGAGUUCACAAGACCCUGACAACAGAACACAUCCAUUCAUUGUGUUCCUCACCCCCAGGCCCUCCAACUGAGUUCACAAGACCCUGACAACAGAACACAUCCAUUCAUUGUGUUCCUCACCCCCAGGCCCUCACCAGCUGUGACUGGGCUGUGACCUGGUUGAAGGCUAACUGUGAUGCCUGAGGCCUGGUACAAAGGACAUAACGUUUGGAGCGGGUAGCGUUUCGAAGGAUACUAAUCCACAGGGAGGUGCACUGACAGCACACCACAGCAACACACGCCUCUAGUCUAAACUAAGCUGCUUACUCCACUGUAAUUAGGGCUGUAGUAUAAACCCAGGACAUUGGAGGACUGAGAUACAUUUACUGUAGCUGCUUCUAGCAACCAGGUCUAUUGAAAUACACUAGCGCUGCUUUCAAUCGGAUUGGGUUGCACAAAAAACAGUCAGUGGGAAGCCAGAAGAGAAAUACAAUUAAAUGUCAACUCCCUGUGCCUCUGGUGGUGGGCAGAGCAGUUGGUUAUUAUAGGAAUUUGAGACAAAAUAUCUAAAGGAUCGUAUUAUUAAACUUCCUCUCUGCUUACCUCAUGUCAAAAUAAAAGUCCUGCAUGUGCGCCAUAUGUGUGCACAAAAAAAGGAAUACGUUGUGGGGGACUUUUAUUUUGACAUGAGGUAAGCAGAGAGGAAGUGGGUCUACAGCAGGCCCACGUUUGGAACGUCUGUUUAAUAAUACGAUCCUUUAGAUAUUUUGUCUCAAAUACCCCCGUCAUAAUGACCAACCGCUCUGCCCACCGCCAGAGAUAAAAUAUAAUUAUAUUUCACUUCUGGCUUCCCACGGACUGUUUUUGUGCAACCCAAUACAAUCGACAGCAACGCUAGUGUUGGUAAAUACACCCACGUUACUAAAAGCACCUAUACAUACUGCUAGUGUUGGUAAAUACACCCACGUUACUAAAAGCACCUAUACAUACUGCUAGGGUUGGUAAAUACACCCACGUUACUAAAAGCACCUAUACAUACUGCUAGUGUUGGUAAAUACACCCACGUUACUAAAAGCACCUAUACAUACUGCUAGUGUUGGUAAAUACACCCACGUUACUAAAAGCACCUAUACAUACUGCUAGUGUUGGUAAAUACACCCACGUUACUAAAAGCACCUAUACAUACUGCUAGUGUUGGUAAAUACACCCACGUUACUAAAAGCACCUAUACAUACUGCUAGUGUUGGUAAAUACACCCACGUUACUAAAAGCACCUAUACAUACUGCUAGUGUUGGUAAAUACACCCACGUUACUAAAAGCACCUAUACAUACUGCUAGUGUUGGUAAAUACACCCACGUUACUAAAAGCACCUAUACAUACUGCUAGUGUGGGUAAAUACACCCACGUUACUAAAAGCACCUAUACAUACUGCUAGUGUUGGUAAAUACACCCACGUUACUAAAAGCGCCUAUACAUACUGCUAGUGUUGGUAAAUACACCCACGUCACUAAAAGCACCUAUACAUACUGCUAGGGUUGGUAAAUACACCCACGUUACUAAAAGCGCCUAUACAUACUGCUAGUGUGGGUAAAUACACCCACGUUACUAAAAGCACCUAUACAUACUGCUAGUGUUGGUAAAUACACCCACGUUACUAAAAGCACCUAUACAUACUGCUAGUGUUGGUAAAUACACCCACGUUACUAAAAGCGCCUAUACAUACUGCUAGUGUUGGUAAAUACACCCACGUUACUAAAAGCACCUAUACAUACUGCUAGUGUGGGUAAAUACACCCACGUUACUAAAAGCACCUAUACAUACUGCUAGGGUUGGUAAAUACACCCACGUUACUAAAAGCACCUAUACAUACUGCUAGUGUUGGUAAAUACACCCACGUUACUAAAAGCACCUAUACAUACUGCUAGUGUUGGUAAACACCCACGUUACUAAAAGCACCUAUACAUACUGCUAGUGUUGGUAAAUACACCCACGUUACUAAAAGUGCCUAUACAUACUGCUAGUGUUGGUAAACACCCAUGUUACUAAAAGCACCUAUACAUACUGCUAGUGUUGGUAAAUACACCCACGUUACUAAAAGCACCUAUACAUACUGCUAGUGUUGGUAAACACCCACGUUACUAAAAGCACCUAUACAUACUGCUAGUGUUGGUAAAUACACCCACGUUACUAAAAUCACCUAUACAUACUGCUAGUGUUGGUAAAUACACCCACGUUACUAAAAGCACCUAUACAUACUGCUAGUGUUGGUAAAUACACCCACGUCACUAAAAGCACCUAUACAUACUGCUAGUGUUGGUAAAUACACCCACGUUACUAAAAGCACCUAUACAUACUGCUAGUGUUGGUAAAUACACCCACGUUACUAAAAGCACCUAUACAUACUGCUAGUGUUGGUAAAUACACCCACGUUACUAAAAGCACCUAUACAUACUGCUAGUGUUGGUAAACACCCACGUUACUAAAAGCACCUAUACAUACUGCUAGUGUUGGUAAAUACACCCACGUUACUAAAAGCACCUAUACAUACUGCUAGUGUUGGUAAAUACACCCACGUUACUAAAAGCACCUAUACAUACUGCUAGUGUUGGUAAAUACACCCACGUUACUAAAAGCACCUAUACAUACUGCUAGUGUUGGUAAAUACACCCACGUUACUAAAAGCACCUAUACAUACUGCUAGUGUUGGUAAAUACACCCACGUUACUAAAAGCACCUAUACAUACUGCUAGUGUUGGUAAACACCCACGUUACUAAAAGCACCUAUACAUACUGAUAGUGUUGGUAAAUACACCCACGUUACUAAAAGCACCUAUACAUACUGCUAGUGUUGGUAAAUACUCCCACGUUACUAAAAGCACCUAUACAUACUGCUAGUGUUGGUAAAUACUCCCACGUUACUAAAAGCACCUAUACAUACUGCUAGUGUUGGUAAAUACACCCACGUUAAUAAAAGCACCUAUACAUACCGCUAGUGUUGGUAAAUACACCCACGUUACUAAAAGCACCUAUACAUACCGCUAGUGUUGGUAAAUACACCCACGUUACUAAAAGCACCUAUACAUACUGCUAGUGUUGGUAAACACACCCACGUUACUAAAAGCACCUAUACAUACUGCUAGUGUUGGUAAAUACACCCACGUUACUAAAAGCACCUAUACAUACUGCUAGUGUUGGUAAAUACACCCACGUUACUAAAAGCACCUAUACAUACUGCUAGUGUUGGUAAAUACACCCACGUUACUAAAAGCACCUAUACAUACUGCUAGUGUUGGUAAAUACACCCACGUUACUAAAAGCACCUAUACAUACUGAUAGUGUUGGUAAAUACACCCACGUUACUAAAAGCACCUAUACAUACUGCUAGUGUUGGUAAAUACACCCACGUUACUAAAAGCACCUAUACAUACUGCUAGUGUUGGUAAAUACACCCACGUUACUAAAAGCACCUAUACAUACUGAUAGUGUUGGUAAAUACACCCACGUUACUAAAAGCACCUAUACAUACUGCUAGUGUUGGUAAAUACACCCACGUCACUAAAAGCACCUAUACAUACUGCUAGUGUUGGUAAAUACACCCACGUCACUAAAAGCACCUAUACAUACUGAUAGUGUUGGUAAAUACACCCACGUUACUAAAAGCACCUAUACAUACUGCUAGUGUUGGUAAAUACACCCACGUUACUAAAAGCACCUAUACAUACCGCUAGUGUUGGUAAAUACACCCACGUUACUAAAAGCACCUAUACAUACUGCUAGUGUUGGUAAAUACACCCACGUUACUAAAAGCACCUAUACAUACUGAUAGUGUUGGUAAAUACACCCACGUUACUAAAAGCACCUAUACAUACUGCUAGUGUUGGUAAAUACACCCACGUUACUAAAAGCACCUAUACAUACUGCUAGUGUUGGUAAAUACACCCACGUUACUAAAAGCACCGAUACAUACUGCUAGUGUUGGUAAAUACACCCACGUUACUAAAAGCACCUAUACAUACUGCUAGUGUUGGUAAAUACACCCACGUUACUAAAAGCACCUAUACAUACUGCUAGUGUUGGUAAAUACACCCACGUUACUAAAAGCACCUAUACAUACUGCUAGUGUUGGUAAAUACACCCACGUUACUAAAAGCACCUAUACAUACUGCUAGUGUUGGUAAAUACACCCACGUUACUAAAAGCACCUAUACAUACUGCUAGUGUUGGUAAAUACACCCACGUUACUAAAAGCACCUAUACAUACUGAUAGUGUUGGUAAAUACACCCACGUCACUAAAAGCACCUAUACAUACUGCUAGUGUUGGUAAAUACACCCACGUUACUAAAAGCACCUAUACAUACUGCUAGUGUUGGUAAAUACACCCACGUUACUAAAAGCACCUAUACAUACCGAUAGUGUUGGUAAAUACACCCACGUCACUAAAAGCACCUAUACAUACCGAUAGUGUUGGUAAGAAAGAAAUGUUGUUGGCAUGGGAGUGGUGGAGUUGAUUUUCUCUCACUUCAGCUCAAAAAUAGCCGCCAUGUUUUCCUAAAUAUUUUAGAAAGGCAGACUGAGGUGAUCACGACCAACAUUUGAUUGGAGGAUUCCAAAAAAUGUUGGCGCUGCCAAUCAAAAUUAAAAAGUUGCUCAUUUUCAAUCUAAAAUAGUUGCAGCAACAAUUGCUGGCAACAUUGCUGUCAACAUUGCUCGGUAAUAUUGCUCGGCAACAUUGCUCGGUAAUAUUGCUCGGUAAUAUUGCUCGGCAACAUUGCUCGGUAAUAUUGCCAAUGUAUCAUGGCCUUAAGAGGGCCGGCCCAGUACUGAACGAUACCUGGUGAUGGAUAUAGGAGUAUAAUGAAAAGUCUAUAAUAUGCAUGGCCUUUAUAAUGUACUGUAUAUUAUGAUGUAAUGAAACAGAUGGCUGAAUCCAUAGGCUUUCAUCUCUAUAAUACUCACCAUCAUCUAGGAAUCAUUUUGUUAGUGUGUUGACAUCCAAAUGGAUACCUCCAUAAUCAUUUAGAAGUUGUUGUUUUAACCCAGACAUGUCACUGUGUAUAGCUAGAUUAUGUCACUGUGCUGUGACUUCACACACACUUAAAACCCCCAAAAUAUAACAUAGAUAUUGCUUCGUAACUCAGGUUUCAUUUCAGUGACUGUGGGGAAUUCACAGGUUUUUUGUAAGGAUAUCUUGAAUAAGGGCUUUCCCUUCAUCCUAACUAAGUAAGAACAGGUCAAUAGGACAACAUAUCAGAGUGAUCCUUCUAGUGGAGGAGUGGAGAUCCACUGGACUAUGGGCCUUGAGCAUCUGGGUAAAGUCUGGCAGAACAUCAUUACUGUACUAUGGGCCUUGAGCCACUGGGUAAAGUCUGGCAGAACAUCAUACUGGGUAACUAUGGGCCAUUGGAGCCACUGGGGUAAAGUCUGACAGAACAUCAUUACUGUACUAUGUGCCUUGAGCCACUGGGUAAAGUCUGGCAGAAACAUCAUUACUGUACUAUGGGCCUUGAGCCACUGGGGUAAAGACUGGCAGAACAUCAUUACUGUACUAUGGGCCUUGAGCCACUGGGUAAAGUCUGGCAGAACAUCAUUACUGUACUAUGGGCCUUGAGCCCAUGGGUUAAAGACUGGCAGAACAUCAUUACGUACUAUGGGCCUUGAGCCACUGGGUAAAGACUGGCAGAACAUCAUUACUGUACAUGGGCCUUGAGCCACUGGGUAAGUCUGGCAGAAACAUCAUUACUGGUACUAUGGCCUUGAGCCACUGGGUAAAGUCUGGGCAGAACAUCAUUACUGUACUAUGGGGCCUUGAGCCACUGGGUAAGUCUGGCAGAACAUCAUUACUGUACUAUGGGCCUUGAGCCACUGGGUAAAGUCUGGCAGAACAUCAUUACUGGACUAUGGGCCUUGAGCCACUGGGUAAAGUCUGGCAGAACAUCAUUACUGUACUAUGGGACCUUGAGCCACUGGGUAAAGUCUGGCAGAACAUCAUUACUGUACUAUGGGCCUUGAGCCACUGGGUAAAGUCUGGCAGAACAUCAUUACUGUACUAUGGGCCUUGAGCCACUGGGUAAAGACUGGCAGAACAUCAUUACUGUACUAUGGGCCUUGAGCCACUGGGUAAAGUCUGGCAGAACAUCAUUACUGGUACUAUGGGCCUUGAGCCACUGGGUAAGUUGGCAGAAAUCAUACUGAUAUGGCCUUGAGCCACUGGGUAAAGUCUGGCAGAACAUCAUUACUGUACUAUGGGCCUUGAGCCACUGGGUAAGUCUGGCCAGAACAUAUUACUGUAAUAUGGCCUUGAGCCACUGGGUAAAGUCUGGCAGAACAUCAUUACUGUACUAUGGGCCUUGAGCCACUGGGGAAAGUCUGGCAGAAAAGCUAAAUCUGGCAGAAGUCUGAGAACAUUACUGUACUAUGGGCCUUGAGCCACUGGGUAAAGUCUGGCAGAACAUCAUUACUGUACUAUGGGCCUUGAGCCACUGGGUAAAGUCUGGCAGAACAUCAUUACUGUACUAUGGGCCUUGAGCCACUGGGUAAAGUCUGGCAGAACAUCAUUACUGUACUAUGGGCCUUGAGCACUUGGUAAAGCUGCAGAACAUCAUUACUGUAUAUGGGGCCUUGAGCCACUGGGUAAAGUCUGGCAGAACAUCAUUACUGUACUAUGGGCCUUGAGCCACUGGGUAAAGUCUGGCAGAACAUCAUUACUGUAAUAUGGGCCUUGAGCCACUGGGUAAAGUCUGGCAGAACAUCAUUACUGUACUAGGGGCUUGAGCCACUGGGUAAAGUCUGGCAGAACAUUCAGUACUGUACUAUUGGGAGUAUUGGACAGAAUGAAGGAGAGAGAAUGAGACUAGGUGGGGGGUAUAAGAUACUGUCAGUCUGUCUGUCUGUCUGUCUCUGGUUUAUGUCAAGGGAAGAAGGAGAAAAGGAGAGAGAGACGAGAGAGAGAGAGAGAGAGAGAGAGAGGCUGAGAGAGAGAGGGAGAGAGUAGAGAGAGAGAGAGAGAGAGAGAGAGAGAGAGGGAGAGGAGAGAGGGAGAGAGAGAGAGAGAGAGAGAGAGAAGCGAGAGAAGAGAGAGAGAGAGAGAGAGAGAGAGAGAGAGAGAGAAGCGGAGAGGGAGAGAGAGAGAGAGAGAGAGGAGAGAGAGAGAGAAUGAGGAGAGAGAAAGAGAGAGACAGAGAGAGAGAAGAGAGAGAGAGAGAUGUCUCUCUCUCUCUCUCUCUCGCCUCUCUCUUCUUCUCUCACUCUCUCCUCUCUCUCUUCUCUCUUCUCUUCGCCUCAACCUCUCCCUCGCUCUCGCUCUCGCUCUCUCCCUCUCUUCUCUCUCUCUAUCUCUUCUAUCCUCUCUCUCUCUCUCUCUCUCGUCUGUCUGUCUUCUGUCUAGUCUGUCGUAUGUCUGUCGUCUGUAUGUCUGUCCUGUCUGUCGUCUGUCUGUUUCUCUCUCUCUCUCUCCUCUCUCUGUCUCUCUCCUCUCUCUCUCUAUUCUUUCUCUCUCCUCUUUAUCUCGUGUUAAAGGUCUGUUGGUGUACGUGUCGAUGAUGGUGGGGGCAUUCGUCUGGGGUAGCCUGGCGGAUAAGAUGGGCCGUAGGAAAUGUCUGAUCUACUGUCUGGCCAUCGACUGUGUCUUCAGCUUCCUGUCCUGCUUUGCUCAGGGAUACGGAUUCUUCAUUUUCUUCAGGAUCUGCUCCGGCUUCGGGUAAGAUGAGACUGUCGUUGAGAUGGAGAAAGAGAUUAAGAGAGAGAUGGCGAGUGAUGGAUGGAGAGAGAGGGAUGGAGAGAGAUGGAUGGAGAGAGAUGGAUGGGGAGAGAGGGAUGGAGAGAGAGGGAUGGAGAGAGAGAUGAAUGGAGAGAGAGGGAUGGAGAGAGAGAGAUGGAGAGGGGCUGGAGAGGGGAUUGAGAGAGAGAUGGAGAGGGGCUGGAGAGGGGAAUGAGAGAUAGAUGUUAGAUGGAUAUAACGGGUAUUUGUGACUGGCUGGCUGACCGGUCAAUUAAAUGUUCCUGGAGCGUGUUGAAAGGAAUAAGGAAGUCCCUGAUGCAGUGAUGUCUUGUGGGUCAGUCAGCCUUAUGGGGUGAUCACCACUACCUCCUCACCUCCUUAACAUAAUGGUCAUAAGACACACUUCUUUCAUAAUCAUUACUGCAGGCUAGCACUGUCUGGCAGACGCCCUGAGCCCAGCCAAGGCACCAAGAUCGUAACGUCAUGUCCGAGUCCCAAAUGGCACCCUAUGCCCUAUGUAGUGCACUUCCGAUGGGCCCUGGUCAAAAGUAGUGCAUUACAUAGGGAAUAGGGUGCCAUUUGGACACACAUCGUAACAGAACCCUUUACCGGAGCCAAAUAGAACAGUCCCAUGUUGGUUAUAAGGCAACAUCCACAGAACAGGCAGAAAAGACACCUGAAGAGGAAUCACACCCCAUUUCAGUGUUUGAACAUUUCUGCUGAUGUUAAAGAAUAUAUUGACCGUGUUGAAGUGUCUGUAAUGUCUCCUGUAUUGUUCCACCAGGAUCGGAGGGACUAUCCCGAUAGUGUACACCUACUUUGCAGAGUUCCUCCAGUUGGAUAAGAGAGGGGAGCACCUUAGCUGGCUGUGUAUGUUCUGGAUGUUGGGUGGACUCUAUGCCUCCUUCACCGCCUGGGGAAUCAUCCCACACUACGGUACGAAGACAUAAUGCUGUUCUGGAAUACUUGACUCAUUUCAUAGUAGAUGAAUUGAGCAGUUUGGGCUUGACCUGACCAAGCCCUGAUGGAGGCCAUGCACUCUUUGAGCUCAACUAUAACGUCACCCAGCAGGUAAUGGCCCUGGCUGUGCUGUUGCAGUUGUUGUUGUUGAUGAUGGUGAUGGUAAUGAUGAUAAUGGUAAUGAUGGUGAUGGUGAUGAUGAUGAUGGUAAUGAUGAUGGUGAUGGUGAUGAUGAUGAUGAUGAUGAUGGUGAUGAUGGUGUUGGUGAUGGUAAUGAUGGUGAUGGUGAUGGUGAUGGUGAUGAUGGUGAUGGUGAUGGUAAUGAUGGUGAUGGUGAUGGUGAUGGUGGUGAUGGUGAUGGUAAUGAUGGUGAUGGUAAUGGUAAUGAUGGUAAUGAUGAUGAUGGUGAUGAUGGUGAUGGUGAUGGUGGUGGUGAUGGUAAUGAUGAUGAUGGUAAUGAUGAUGAUGGUAAUGAUGGUGAUGGUGAUGAUGGUAAUGAUGAUGAUGGUAAUGAUGAUGAUGGUGAUGAUGGUGAUGGUGAUGGUGGUGGUGAUGGUGAUGGUGAUGCUGAUGGUGAUGGUGAUGAUUAUUAUUAUUGUUGUUGAUGUAUGUUGUUGUUGUUGCAGGCUGGGGCUUCAGCCUGGGGACUGAGUACCAGAUCCACGGAUGGAGAGUAUUCAUCCUGGUCUGUAUGUUUCCAGCCAUUAUUGCCCUCGUCGGACUGGUCUUCAUGCCAGAAAGCCCACGCUUCCUCCUUCAGGUAACAGAAAAUGUGUGUGUUUGUGUGUGUGUGUGUGUGUGUGUGUGUCUUAGUGUGUGCGUGCAUGCGUGUGUGUACAGUAUUAAACUUUUUUUUACCCCAUAGGAGAACCCUUUUUGGUCCAGGUAGAACUCUUUUGGGUUCCAUGUGGAAUCCUCUGUGAAAAGGGUUCUACCUGGAACCAAAAUGGUUCUACCUGGAACCAAAAGAGUUCUACCUGGAACCAAAAUGGUUCUACCUGGAACCAAAAAGGGUUCUACCUGGAACCAAAAAGGGUUCUACCUGGAACCAAAAGGGUUUCUCCUAUGGGGACAGCCGAAGAACCCUUUUAGGUUCUAGAUAGCACCUUUUUUUCUAAGAGUUUACCUUUCUAUGGCAUUGUAUAUUCCAGUAGCUGCAUGUGAUAGGCUGACAGCUGUUUCUGUCUGUCUCUGUCAGAAUGGGAGACAUGACGAGGCCUGGAUGAUUCUGAGGCAGGUCCAUGAUACCAACUGGAAGGCCAAGGGAGAACCAGAGAGGGUGUUCACCGUGAGUACAACUCUACUCUCAUCUAGUACCCUACAGUCAUAAGGACCAGAAUCACUAUUAGUUCUAUAUCAAUGUGAUGUUAUAUAAUCACUAUUAGUUCUAUAUCAAUGUGAUGUUAUAUAAUCACUAUUAGUUCUAUAUCAAUGUGAUGUUAUAUAAUCACUAUUAGUUCUAUAUCAAUGUGAUGUUAAAUAAUCACUAUUAGUUCUAUAUCAAUGUGAUGUUAUAUAACCACUAUUAGUUCUAUAUCAAUGUGAUGUUAUAUAAUCACUAUUAGUUCUAUAUCAAUGUGAUGUUAUAUAAUCACUAUUAGUUCUAUAUCAAUGUGAUGUUAAAUAAUCACUAUUAGUUCUAUAUCAAUGUGAUGUUAUAUAAUCACUAUUAGUUCUAUAUCAAUGUGAUGUUAUAUAAUCACUAUUAGUUCUAUAUCAAUGUGAUGUUAUAUAAUCACUAUUAGUUCUAUAUCAAUGUGAUGUUAUAUAAUCACUAUUAGUUCUAUAUCAAUGUGAUGUUAAAUAAUCACUAUUAGUUCUAUAUCAAUGUGAUGUUAUAUAAUCACUAUUAGUUCUAUAUCAAUGUGAUGUUAUAUAAUCACUAUUAGUUCUAUAUCAAUGUGAUGUUAAAUAAUCACUAUUAGUUCUAUAUCAAUGUGAUGUUAUAUAAUCACUAUUAGUUCUAUAUCAAUGUGAUGUUAUAUAAUCACUAUUAGUUCUAUAUCAAUGUGAUGUUAUCACUAUUAGUUCUAUAUCAAUGUGAUGUUAUAUAAUCCCUCCUGUCAGGUGUCCAACAUCGCGACUCCUAAGACCCAGGAGGAUGAGUUCAUUGAGAUCCAGAGUGACACUGGAACAGCCUUCCAGCGCUGGACCGUCAGACACACCAACCUGCUCAAACAGGUAACAUAUAGACACACCAACCUGCUCAAACAGGUAACAUAUAGUAGUGAAUUCAGGGCGGAGCCCCGACCGAGAGUCGGAUCGGUGUCCAGCGACAGUCAACCCAACCCCUUAGCCAUUACCCCAAGAGAUCCUCAGUCAACCCAACCCCUUAGCCAUUACCCCAAGAGAUCCUCAGUCAACCCAACCCCUUAGCCAUUACCCCAAGAGAUCCUCAGUCAACCCAACCCCUUAGCCAUUACCCCAAGAGAUCCUCAGUCAACCCAACCCCUUAGCCAUUACCCCAAGAGAUCCUCAGUCAACCCAACCCCUUAGCCAUUACCCCAAGAGAUCCUCAGUCAACCCAACCCCUUAGCCAUUACCCCAAGAGAUCCUCAGUCAACCCAACCCCUUAGCCAUUACCCCAAGAGAUCCUAACCCCUAUUAGGACACUAGGUGUUGAAUUCAGAUUGCUACAAUACAUAUUCUUGACAUGAUUCAAAAUGUUCUAAAGUUUUUGAAAACCGUCAAUAGCACUGCUCAUAAGAGUGUUGAAAACUGUCAAUAGCACUGCUCAUAAGAGUGUUGAAAACUGUCAAUAACACUGCUCAUAAGAGUGUUGAAAACUGUCAAUAACACUGCUCAUAAGAGUGUUGAAAACUGUCAAUAACACUGCUCAUAAGAGUGUUGAAAACUGUCAAUAGCACUGCUCAUAAGAGUGUUGAAAACUGUCAAUAACACUGCUCAUAAGAGUGUUGAAAACUGUCAAUAACACUGCUCAUAAGAGUGUUGAAAACUGUCAAUAACACUGCUCAUAAGAGUGUUGAAAACCGUCAAUAGCACUGCUCAUAAGAGUGUUGAAAACCGUCAAUAGCACUGCUCAUAAGAGUGUUGAAAACCGUCAAUAGCACUGCUCAUAAGAGUGUUGAAAACCGUCAAUAGCACUGCUCAUAAGAGUGUUGAAAACCGUCAAUAGCACUGCUCAUAAGAGUGUUGAAAACCGUCAAUAGCACUGCUCAUAAGAGUGUUGAAAACCGUCAAUAACACUGCUCAUAAGAGUGUUGAAAACCGUCAAUAGCACUGCUCAUAAGAGUGUAUCUGAACCAGGAGGAUGACUUGUUGGUGCUGUUGCCUCCAUGUUUCCAGGUAAUGCAGAACGUGAUGUCCCUGGCAGCACCAGACCUCAGACUGCAGGGUCUGUUCCUGGCUAUCAUCUGGUUCACCAUGGCCUUCAGGUAAACAAAUAGUACUAACCUUUUGUUGUGAGUAUAUUCAACAACCCCCCCUGUUAUUCCAUCAGGUGAUCCUAAACCAAUACAGGAGAUAUCCAAUCCAGUCAAAGCAAUCCAGAUCACGAACGUCUGCAUAUCUAAAACUUAAACAUGAUUGCUUGCUACCACUAGAGAGCACUGUUAAGUCUCUAUGGAUGUGUCAAUCAUGAUGGAUGACUGUUCCUUCUGUGUCCCAGCUACCACGGGCUGUCGGUGUGAUAGAUGACUGUUCCUUCUGUGUCCCAGCUACCACGGGCUGUCGGUGUGAUGGAUGACUGUUCCUUCUGUGUCCCAGCUACCACGGGCUGUCGGUGUGGUGGAUGACUGUUCCUUCUGUGUUUCAGCUACCACGGGCUGUCGGUGUGAUGGAUGACUGUUCCUUCUGUGUUUCAGCUACCACGGGCUGUCGGUGUGGUUCCCUGACAUGAUCAAGUACAUGCAGUAUGAGGAGUACGAGUCCAAGGUGAGACUCUUCCAUCAAGAACGAGUCGAGCGAUUCCACUUCAACUUCUCCCUGGUCAACCAGAUCCACAAAGAGGGAGAAUACAUCCACGACAAGUAUGUCACAGUGAUGACAAUAUGGGAUAUUAUGACUGGACAACUAGUAUGUCACAGUGAUGACAAUAUGGGAUAUUAUGACUGGACAACUAGCAUGUCACAGUGAUGACAAUAUGGGAUAUUAUGACUGGACAACUAGUAUGUCACAGUGAUGACAAUAUGGGAUAUUAUGACUGGACAACUAGUAUGUCACAGUGAUGACAAUAUGGGAUAUUAUGACUGGACAACUAGUAUGUCACAGUGAUGACAAUAUGGGAUAUUAUGACUGGACAACUAGUAUGGCACAGUGAUGACAAUAUGGGAUAUUAUGACUGGACAACUAGUAUGUCACAGUGAUGACAAUAUGGGAUAUUAUGACUGGACAACUAGUAUGUCACAGUGAUGACAAUAUGGGAUAUUAUGACUGGACAACUAGUAUGUCACAGUGAUGACAAUAUGGGAUAUUAUGACUGGACAACUAGUAUGUCACAGUGAUGUCAGAUGUCUUUACUGAAGCAGGGUUGUUCUCUCUUAUCUAGGUUCAUGAAUAUAGAGAUCAAGUCUGUGAAGUUUGAAGAUUCCCUGUUUGAGAACUGUUACUUUGAGGACAUCAGGUCGACCAACACGUACUUUGAGAACUGCACCAUCAAGAACACAGUCUUCUAUAACACAGGUAGGUGACACAGGUAGGCUCUCAGGAGGACUGCCACAGGUAGGUGACACAGGUAGGCUCUCAGGAGGACCGCCACAGGUGGGUGACACAGGUAGGCUCUCAGGAGGACCGCCACAGGUAGGUGACACAGGUAGGCUCUCAGGAGGACCGCCACAGGUAGGCUCUCAGGAGGACCGCCACAGGUAGGUGACACAGGUAGGCUCUCAUGAGGACCGCCACAGGUAGGCUCUCAGGAGGACUGCCACAGGUAGGUGACACAGGUAGGCUCUCAGGAGGACCGCCACAGGUAGGUGACACAGGUAGGCUCUCAGGAGGACCGCCACAGGUAGGUGACACAGGUAGGCUCUCAGGAGGACCGCCACAGGUAGGUGACACAGGUAGGCUCUCAUGAGGACCGCCACAGGUAGGUGACACAGGUAGGCUCUCAGGAGGACCGCCACAGGUAGGUGACACAGGUAGGCUCUCAUGAGGACCGCCACAGGUAGGUGACACAGGUAGGCUCUCAGGAGGACCGCCACAGGUAGGCUCUCAGGAGGACCGCCACAGGUAGGUGACACAGGUAGGCUCUCAGGAGGACCGCCACAGGUAGGCUCUCAGGAGGACCGCCACAGGUAGGUGACACAGGUAGGCUCUCAUGAGGACCGCCACAGGUAGGUGACACAGGUAGGCUCUCAGGAGGACCGCCACAGGUAGGCUCUCAGGAGGACCGCCACAGGUAGGUGACACAGGUAGGCUCUCAGGAGGACCGCCACAGGUAGGCUCUCAGGAGGACCGCCACAGGUAGGUGACACAGGUAGGCUCUCAUGAGGACCGCCACAGGUAGGUGACACAGGUAGGCUCUCAUGAGGACCGCCACAGGUAGGUGACACAGGUAGGCUCUCAUGAGGACCGCCACAGGUAGGUGUCAUACAUUUACAUUUACGUCAUUUAGCAGACACUCUUAUCCAGAGCCACUUACAAAUUGGUGCAUUCACCUUAUGAUAGCCAGUGGGACAACCACUUUUUUCGUGGGGGUGGGGUGGGGGGGCGGUAUAAGGAUUACUUUUAUACUAUCCCAGGUAUUCCUUAAAGAGGUGGGGUUUCAAGUGUCUCCGGAAGGUGGUCAGUGACUCCGCUGUCCUGGCGUCGUGAGGGAGCUUGUUCCACCAUUGGGGUGCCAGAGCAGCGAACAGUUUUGACUGGGCUGAGCGGGAACUGUGCUUCCGCAGAGGUAUCAUAUCUGAUAUCACAUAUCUGAUGUGGAACCCCUGUGCAAGGAUUCUCACAAAUCAAUCAAUUUGUCCAUGAUUCCAUAGAGGGACGAGACAAGGUUGUACGAUGUCUCCCUUGCUGUUCACCUUAGCCGUUGAACCUCUUUCUGAGACUAUCCGGAUGUGUGAGGUGCAUUAUGUAUGUGAUGUACAGUGCAUUCGGAAAGUAUUCAGACCCCUUGACUUUUUCCACAUUAUGUUAUGUUAUGGCCUUAUUCUAAAAUGGCUUAAAUAAAAAAAGAAUCCUCAUCAGUCUACACACAAUACCUCAUAAUGACAAAGCGGAAACAGGUUUUUAUACAUUUACAUAAGAAUUCCGAUCCUUUGCUAUGAGACUCUAAAUUGAGCUCAGGUGCAUUCUGUUUCCAUUGAUCAUCCUUGAAAUGUUUCUACAACUUGAUUGGAGUCCACCUGUGGAAAAUUCAACUGAUUGGACAUGAUUUGGAAAGGCACACACCUGUCUACAGUGGGGAGAACAAGUAUUUGAUACACUGCUGAUUUUGCAGGUUUUCCUACUUACAAAGCAUGUAGAGGUCUGUAAUUUUUAUCAUAGGUACACUUCAACUGUGAGAGACGGAAUCUAAAACAAAAAUCCAGAAAAUCAAUCAUUGUAUGAUUUUUAAGUAAUUAAUUUGCAUUUUAUUGCAUGACAUAAGUAUUUGAUACAUCAGAAAAGCAGAACUUAAUAUUUGGUACAGAAACCAUUGUUUGCAAUUACAGAGAUCAUAUGUUUCCUGUAGGUCUUGACCAGGUUUGCACACACUGCAGCAGGGAUUUUGGCCCACUCCUCCAUACAGACCUUCUCCAGAUCCUUCAGGUUUCGGGGCUGUCGCUGGGCAAUAUGGACUUUCAGCUCCCUCCAAAGAUGUUCUAUUGGGUUCAGGUCUGGAGACUGGCUAGGCCACUCCAGGACCUUGAGAUGCUUCUUACGGAGCCACUCCUUAGUUGCCCUGGCUGUGUGUUUCGGGUCGUUGUCAUGCUGGAAGACCCAGCCAUGACCCAUCUUCAAUGCUCUUACUGAGGGAAGGAGGUUGUUGGCCAUGAUCUCGCGAUACAUGGGCCCAUCCAUCCUCCCCUCAAUACGGUGCAGUCGUCCUGUCCCCUUUGCAGAAAAGCAUCCCCAAAGAAUGAUGUUUCCACCUCCAUGCUUCACAGUUGGGAUGGUGUUCUUGGGGUUGUACUCAUCCUUCUUCUUCCUCCAAAAACGGCGAGUGGAGUUUAGACCAAAAAGCUCUAUUUUUGUCUCAUCAGACCACAUGACCUUCUCCCAUUCCUCCUCUGGAUGGUCAUUGGCAAACUUCAGACGGGCCUGGACAUGCGCUGGCUUGAGCAGGGGGACCUUGCGUGCGCUGCAGGAUUUUAAUCCAUGACGGCGUAGUGUGUUACUAAUGGUUUUCUUUGAGACUGUGUUCCCAGCUCUCUUCAGGUCAUUGACCAGGUCCUGCCGUGUAGUUCUGGGCUGAUCCCUCACCUUCCUCAUGAUCAUUGAUGCCCCACGAGAUUAGAUCUUGCAUGGAGCCCCAGACCGAGGGUGAUUGACCGUCAUCUUGAACUUCUUCCAUUUUCUAAUAAUUGCGCCAACAGUUGUUGCCUUCUCACCAAGCUGCUUGCCUAUUGUCCUGUAGCCCAUCCCAGCCCUGUGCAGGUCUACAAUUUUAUCCCUGAUGUCCUUACACAGCUCUCUGGUCUUGGCCAUUGUGGAGAGGUUGGAGUCUGUUUGAUUGAGUGUGUGGACAGGUGUCUUUUAUACAGGUAACGAGUUCAAACAGGUGCAGUUAAUACAGGUAAUGAGUGGAGAACAGGAGGGCUUCUUAAAGAAAAACUAACAGGUCUGUGAGAGCCGGAAUUCUUACUGGUUGGUAGGUGAUCAAAUACUUAUGUCAUGCAAUAAAAUGCAAAUGAAUUACUUAAAAAUCAUACAAUGUGAUUUUCUGGAUUUUUGUUUUAGAUUCCGUCUCUCACAGUUGAAGUGUACCUAUGAUAAAAAUUACAGACCUCUACAUGCUUUGUAAGUAGGAAAAGCUGCAAAAUCGGCAGUGUAUCAAAUACUUGUUCUCCCCACUGUAUAUAAGGUCCCAAAGUUGACAGUGCAUGUCAGAUCAAAAACCAAGCCAUGAGGUUAAAGGAAUUGUCCGCAGAGCUCCGAAACAUGAUUGUGUCGAGGCACAGAUCUGGGGAAGGGUACCAAAACAUUUCUGCAGCAUUGAAGGUCCCCAAGAACACAGUGGCCUCCAUCAUUCUUAAAUGGAAGAAGUUUGGAACCACCAAGACACUUCCUAGAGCUGGCCGCCCGGCCAAACUGAGCAAUCGGGGGAGAAGGACCUUGGUCAGGGAGGUGACCGAGAACCCGAUGUUCACUCUGACAGAGCUCCAGAGUUCCUCUAUGGAGAUGGGAGAACCUUCCAGAAGGACAACCAUCUCUGCAGCACUCCACCAAUCAGGCCUUUAUGGUAGAGUGGCCAGACGGAAGCCACUCCUCAGUAAAAGGCACAUAACAGCCCGCUUGGAGUUUACCAAAAGGCACCUAAAGGACUCUCAGACCAUGAAAAACAAAAUCCCUACGGGAUGCCAAGAGUGUGCAAAGCUGUCAUCAAGGCAAAGAGUGGAUAUUUGAAGAAUCUCAAAUAUAAAAUAAAUGUUGAUUUGUUUAACACUUUUUUGGUUACUACAUGAUUCCAUAUGUGUUAUUUCAUAGUUUUGAUGUCUUCACUAUUAAUCUACAAUGUAAAAUAAACCUCGGCAAGACGGAGCUGCUCUUCCUCCCGGGGAAGGACUGCCCGCUCCAUGAUUUCGCCAUCACGGUUGACAACUCCGUUGUGUCCUCCUCCCAGAGUGCAAAGAGCCUUGGUGUGACCCUGGACAACACCCUGUCGUUCUCCGCUAACAUCAAAGCGGUGACCCGAUCCUGUAGGUUCAUGCUCUACAACAUUCGCAGAGUACGACCCUACCUUACACAGGAAGCGGCACAGGUCCUAAUCCAGGCACUUGUCAUCUCCCGUCUGGAUUACUGCAACUCGCUGUUGGCUGGGCUCCCUGCCUGUGCCAUUAAACCCCUACAACUCAUCCAGAAUGCCGCAGCCCGUCUGGUGUUCAACCUUCCCAAGUUCUCUCACGUCACCCCGCUCCUCCGCACACUCCACUGGCUUCCAGUUGAAGCUCGCAUCUGCUACAAGACCAUGGUGCUUGCCUACGGAGCUGUGAGGGGAACGGCACCUCCUUACCUUCAGGCUCUGAUCAGUCCCUACACCCAAACGAGGGCAUUGCGUUCAUCCAUCUCUGGCCUGCUGGUCCCCCUACCUCUACGGAAGCACAGCUACCGCUCAGCCCAGUCAAAACUGUUCGCUGCUCUGGCACCCCAAUGGUGGAACAAGCUCCCUCACGACGCCAGGACAGCGGAGUCACUGACCACCUUACGGAGACUCUUUAAGGAAUAUCUGGGAUAGUAUAAAAGUAAUCAUUCUACCCCCCCACCCCACCCCCACAAUUUUUUUUUUUAAAUAUAUGUAUAUAAAACAAAUGAAAAUUAUAACAAAUAUAAAAAAUAAAAAAUAAGAAUAUUGUAAAGUGGUUAUCCCACUGGCUAUAAUAAGUUGAAUGCACCUAUUUGUAAGUAGCUCUGGAUAAGAGCGUCUGCUAAAUGACGUAAAUGUAAAUGUAAAAAGUUGAACAAAUAAAGAAAAACCUUUGAAGGAAGCAAACGUUUGAUUGGAACUGUAUAUAUUCUUAAUUCAUUCCUUACUUAGAUUUGUAUUGGGUAUAUGUUGUAAAAUGGUUAGAUAUUACUUGUUAGAUAUUACUGCACUGUCGGAGCUAGAAGCACAAGCAUUUCGCUACACCCGCUAUAACAUCUGCUAAACACGGGUAUGUGACCAAUAAAAUUUGAUUUGAUUUGAUUUAGAUUGAUGAGUGGAAAAAACAAUUUAAUCAAUUUUAGAAUAAGGCUGUACCGUAACAAAAUGUGGAAAAAGUUAAGGGGUCUGAAUACUUUUCGAAUGCACUGUAUAUGUGAUGUGGACAUUGAACAGACCACUCACAGAUCCCCUAUGAUCUCAUUUUGGAUUUUCCUUGUCUCUGUGAUUGGCAGACCUUUGGGAAGACUCCAAGUUUAAAGACUGUCGGAUGGAGAAUGCAACGUUCCUCCAUCCGAAGAAAGGCUGCCAUCUAAACUUCCAGGAGGAGAAUGACAUGGUCAUCUACAUGGUCAGCUUUCUGGGGAGCCUAGCAACCCUGCCGGGCAACAUCCUGUCAGCCCUCUUCAUGGACAAGAUAGGAAGGAUAAAGAUUAUAGGUGAGGAAAGUGUAGACACGUACGUAGCUCCAUGGGGAGUAGUCAAUGGUACAAAACAAACUGAAAAAGAUGGCAGAAGAAGGAUAAGAGAAGAUGAAUAGGGGAACGCAUAUGGCAUGUGAGAGGAAGCCUAGAGGAGAGGGGGAAACCGAGGCAAAGUACAGAAAUCAUAGAGAGAGUAAGAGAGGACGAGAGAUCAGGAGAAGAGGAGAGAGAAGAUGCUAUGGGACGAAAUAGACCGGUAUAAGGAAAAGCAUAGGGAGGACGAGCACCCUGCACCGCUUACUGAGCAUCUAGAUGUCUUUUAUUAUCUCGCAAGCAAAAACAAGGACAAGAAUGCCGAGAGACCAGACGAUGUUAGGAGCAGAGCCAGAGCAGACUCAUCAGAGGGAGUAAAAAAGGAGAGGUCGGGACGAGAGAGAGAUUGCUAGAGAGUAACACACCGAGAGAGACCACCGAGACGAGAACCCAGAGAAAGACAUAAGACACUCCAACAUCAAAGACCACUCAGAUUGAGAGACGAGAGCCCCCAGAGUAGAGCAGUCUACGUAGUAUGCAGAAGUUGAGAAGAGACCGGGAGCAAAAGACGAGGGGAGAAAAGGAGAGGAACGGGAGAGAUAAGAAUAAGAAAAUCCCUCACAGAACUCCAAUCCCAGGAUCGUCCGCCCAAUGUAAGCAGAGAGAGAUGAGAGAAGACUUACGACGAAGAGCAGAGGGAGAGAGAGAGAGAGAGAGAUCGAGAGAGAUAUCGGUGAGAGAGAGAGAAGAGAGACUGCAGCAGAGAGCAGAGAUGAGAGAGUAAGUAGACGAGACCGACGAAGAGGCCACAUCAGAGCAAGAGAAGCAGUACUAGAGCCUAGAAGGACCCUAGAGAGAGAGUAGAGAGGACGGCGGGUCGCAGAAAAAGUAUGCCCUAAGACGUAUGAGAAACGAGCAGAGAAUGCCAAGGUCAUGGCCCUCCGCAUGACCACUGCCAGAUCCGAGAAGAGCGUCAGAGUAGUAGUUAGAGAAGAGAGUAGACGAGAGAGAUGAGAGAGAGAGAGAGUAGAAGAGAGAGAAAUGAUGGGAGAGAGAGAGAGAGAGAGAAGAGAGAGAAAGAGAGAGAGAGAAGAGAGAAAGAGAGAGAGAGAGAGAACACGGAGAGUAGAGCCAAGCAGAGGGGGAGAAAAGAGGUCUGAGGAUGUAGAGAGACGAGUAGAGAAAGAAAGAAAGACGAGGAGGAAAGAGAAGGAGAGAGAGACGAGCAGGAGGAAAAGAGGGAGAGAGCGAGACGCAGGAGAGAGAGAGGAGAGAGAGAGAGAGAGAGAAAGACAAGGAAGGAGAGAGAGAGCAGUAGAGAGGACGGGGUAGCUAAAAGCGAGGAGAAAAGAGAGCCGAGAGAAGAAAGAAAACGAAAAGAAAAGAGAGAGAGAGAGAGAGAAGAGAGAAAAGAGAGAGAGAGAGAGAGCGAGAGAGAAGGAAGGAGAGAGAGAGAGAGAGAAGAGAGAGAGAGAGAGAGAGAGAGAGAGGAGAGAGAGAGAGAGAGAGAGAGAGAGAGGGGAAAAGAGAGAGAGAGACGAAAGAGAGAGAGAAAAGAGAGAGAGAGAGAGAGAGUAGAGAGAGCAGAGAGAGCGAGCGAGGAGAGAAGGAGAGAGAGAGGAGAUGAAAGAGAGAGAGAGAGAGAGAGGAGAGAGGAGAAGAGAGAGAGCGUCGAAGAGAGGAGAAAGAGAGGGAGAAAAGGAGAGUAGGAGAGGAAGAGAGAGAAGUAGAGAGAGCGAGAGAGAGGCUAGAGAGAGAGAGAGAGAGAGUGCGAGAGCAUAUCUUAUCUACCUCUCUGCUCUCCUCUCUCUCUUCUCUCCUCUAUCUCUCUCUCUCUCUCUCCUCUGUCUCCCCCCCUCUCCCCCCCCUCCAGGUGGUUCUAUGCUAAUAUCAGCAGCUUGUACGUUCCUCCUGCUACUCAGCUUCAGUCAGGGGGCAGUUAUAUUAUUUCAGUGCCUCUUCUACGCUACCAGCGUCGCUGCCUGGAACGGACUGGAGGUUAUCACAGUAGAAAUCUACCCUUCUGAUAAAAGGUACAGAGAACCACAAUCCCAAUCCCCAUGUCAAUGUCCUGAUAUCAGACUGAUGUCUGGGGUGUUCACGAUGAGGGAUUUAGGUUGUUUCAAACUGAUCCAGGUUGUUUUUACUCAGACACCUGUGAGCCAUUCAAAACCUCCCGACCCACCAGUUGAGAACCACUGUUGUAAACUGUCCUUAAAGCACCCGUCUUAAACCCCACUGAUGACUCUUCCUCUCUCUUCCUCAGAUGCACAGCGUUCGGAGUGCUGAACGGUACCUGUAAGCUGGCAGCCAUCAUUGGCAGCGUCAUCUUUGCCAAGUUCAUCGGCAUCACAAAGAUCAUCCCCAUUUUCCUGGCAUUCGCAGCGCUGGUCUGUGGAGGCCUGCUGGCCACUAAACUGCCCGACACACGGGAGAAGAUCCUGGAGUGAAAACAGCCAAACAUCUACAGCAUCAAGGGUUUGCAAGAUUCCUGUAGCUUUCCAAAAUUCCCAGGUUUUCAAUAAAUCUUGGUUGGAGGAUUCCCGGAUUUCCUGCUUAAACGUGGGAAUUUGGGGAAAGUU